Messenger RNA from Rubroshorea leprosula, 1353 nucleotides. Lineage: Eukaryota; Viridiplantae; Streptophyta; Magnoliopsida; Malvales; Dipterocarpaceae. The record is from the annotation of a GenBank genome assembly.
CAAAAAAUAAGUCUCAUUGUCCGAUCCUCCAAAGCUCUCAAAGCUCAAAAUAUUUCAUUAGUUUAAGGCUCUUGAUUUAAAUUAUUCCUUGUCCCCCUUCUUCGUCCUCUUUUGAUUAAUUUACAAACAAAGUACAGCAAAAUUUGCUAAUGGAAGGGCUAAAUUCAGCUUUAAAACCUCCAACUUAUGGAAAACUAGUCACCAUUCUCAGCAUUGAUGGAGGUGGAAUCCGAGGGGUUAUCCCUGGAAUUAUUCUUAGUUUCUUAGAAUCUGAACUUCAGAAACUUGAUGAAAAAUUAGGAGACACCAAAUUGCACCAGACAUUGACCAACGUUGUUAUUCCUACAUUUGACAUCAAAACCCUCCAGCCAACCAUCUUUUCCUCAUAUGAGGUGAAGAGAAAGCCAUCUUUAGAUGCCUUACUCUCAGAUAUAUGCAUUGCAACCUCAGCUGCGCCGACUAUUCUUCCAGCCCACUAUUUCACCACCAAAAACACCGUCGGAGAGGUUAUCAGAGAAUUCAACCUCAUAGAUGGUGGUGUUGCAGCCAAUAAUCCGACAUUAGUGGCUAUGGGGGAAGUGACGAAGGAGAUAAUCGGAGGAAGCCCCGACUUCCUUCCAAUGAAUCCGUUUGAUUACACAAGAUUUCUGGUUAUAUCGUUGGGAACUGGCUCAAAGAAAUUAAGCGAAGAGAAAUACACUGCAGACGAAGCGGCGCAAUGGGGUAUACUGAGUUGGCUAACCAACGGCGGUUCCACCCCUUUAAUCGACGCAUUCUCUCAAGCCACUGCCGAUAUGGUCGACUUACACAUCUCCGCCGCGUUCAAGGCCCUACAAUCUGAAGGCAAUUACCUUCGUAUUCAGGAUGAUACAUUGAAGGGGGUUGUAUCUUCAGUUGAUGUAGCGACCAAGAAAAAUUUGGAUGAUCUUGUGAAAGUCGGGGAAGAACUGUUGAAGAAGCCGGUUUCUCGGGUUAAUUUGGAAACGGGUUUGUAUGAGCCAUUUGACAAAGGAUCCAACGAAGAGGCACUGAAGAGGUUCGCAAAAGUGCUAUCAGAAGAGAAGCGGCUUCGUGAUCUUAGGUCACCCCAUGGGCGGGCUGCAACUCCAAAUGGUGUUAAAAAUUAAUUAGUGAUUCAUUUAACAUUAAAGAAUUAGGGAUAUUUUUUUUGUUUGUUAGGAACCAAAAUGUGGGUUAAUUAAACCCUCUGGUAUACGUGGUUCUUUAAUUAAUUAUGAUUUGUUGUAUGUUUGAAUAACUCCUGGAUUGUGUGGGACACAAUUUGUUCUGUACUAAGUACAAAAAAUAUUGUUUGAUCCUUUUGGGUUUGAUGAAUAAAAGUGAGUUCCUUGA